GUCUUAAGCUCCGCCCUUCUCCGCUAGAUGGGAGGGCGGCAGAGGAGGCGCUUGGUUAGUAGCAGGAUCGGUGGCGUGUGGGUGCUGGUGGGUAGAGGCCAGCAUGGCGGAACCCGGAGAUGGAACAGUUGCAGAGCCGGCUCCAGAGCCUCUUCUGCUCCUGGCAGGCGGAGAUGAGGAGGGGGACGCAGAAGAGAUCGUGGAGGUGGUGGACCUCGAGGCGCCUGGACCUGACGAUUUGGCUGAUGAAAUGGAAGACGUGGACUUAGAUGAAGAGGCGGCUGCUUGGGAGGUGGUGGAGGAGGAAGAUGAGGGGGUGGAGGAAGGCAUGGAGGCCCAGGAUGACAGCGAGGUCACAUUUUCGAAGCACACAGCAUCUGUCUUCUGUGUCAGCCUUGAUCCAAAGACCAACACGCUGGCAGUGACAGGUGGUGAAGAUGAUAAGGCCUUUGUGUGGCGCCUCAGUGAUGGGGAGCUCCUCUUUGAAUGUUCAGGUCACAAGGACUCUGUUACUUGUGCUGGUUUCAGCCAUGACUCUGUAUUUGUGGCCACCGGUGACAUGAGUGGAUUGAUCAAAGUGUGGCGGGUGGAGACCAAAGAAGAGAUCUGGUCUUUUGAAGUGGAUGACUUGGAGUGGAUGGAGUGGCACCCUCAAGCUCACAUCCUCUUUGCUGGCACGGCUGAUGGCAACUCCUGGAUGUGGAAGAUCCCUGGUGGAGAGUGUAAGACCUUCCAAGGGCCCAGCUGCCCAGCCACUUGUGGACGUGUCCUUCCUGAUGGGAAGAGAGCUGUGGUCGGUUACGAAGAUGGGACUGUGCGCAUCUGGGAUCUGAAGCAGGGCAACUCACUGCAUGUUCUCAAAGGUCAGGAUGGGCAUCAGGGCCCUUUAACCUGUGUGGCCUGCAAUAAGGAUGGUAGCCUAGUUCUGACAGGCUCCAUUGACUGCCAUGCCAAGCUAGUGAAUUCAGCAACUGGCAAGGUUGUGUCUGUGUUUAAAGCAGAAAGCAUUGCCCCCAAGCCUUCAGCAGGAGAAGCUGAGGAGGCUGAAUCCAACUCUGUUGAGUCUCUGGGCUUCUGCAAUGUGAUGCCACUAGCAGCUGUUGGCUAUCUGGAUGGAACCUUGGCUAUUUACGACAUUGCCACACAGACCCUGAGGCAUAAAUGCCAGCACGAGUCAGGGAUUGUGCAGCUCCUGUGGGAAGAGAGCUCACCUGUGGUCUACACCUGCAGCCUGGAUGGGGCCGUGUGCCUUUGGGAUGCCCGUUCAGGCAAGCUGAUUAGCGAGUACCGGGGCCACUCGGCUGAAAUCCUGGAUUUUGCUUUGAACAAAGAUGCUUCCAUUGUGGUCACCACCUCUGGGGAUCACCAGGCCAAGGUGUUCUGUGUGCAGCGCCCUGACCGCUAACACUGCCUCACUCAGGCAGGGAUUGACACUGUGAAGAAACAGGCCCAUGCGGAUGCCAGCGGCCACACCAGUGGUGGGGUGGGCGGGGUUAGUGUCAUCGCCUCUAAGGGGCAUCUAACCUCUUGGUGAGGGAAAAGCUUUGCCGCUCUCUUCCCUAAUGGCUCCGGGCUAAUUUCAGAAGGCUUUUAAUUAUCCCACCUGCCUGGUGCUUUUGUAGAACUGCAAAGCCAUGAAGCCACACUCUCUCUGAUCUGGGGCUAGAUCACCAGGAUCCUCAGCAUGUUGGUGGUGGGAAGGUGUGCCAUGCCUUGUGGGCAGAGGAAAGCCUUUGUAUUUCUUCCAGGUUCAAGUGUCACUUUCCCCUGCAUAACUUCUGACAAAGUGUGUAAAAUCCCCGGUAAUAUGAGACAUAUUAAUCAGCAUUAAGACAUUAAUAUGUCUUAAUGCUCUUCCCCAUAAGGUGGAGCAGAGGGAUUGCUUUGCAGCCUCUGAAAUGAAGAGGAAGCAUCUCCUCCUCCUCCUGUUGAAUCCCUCUGCCUUUCACAUUUGAGUGACAAAUAAUGUGAUUAGAGACUGAGAAAUCAGUGUAGGGUGUGAUGACUUCUGGUACACAUGUAUUUCUUUUAAGAAGAUGGGUGACUGAAUAGCUCAACCUGGAGUUGUUCAUUGGAUCAGUCAUUCCUCCCCUACAAAACAACUUGGUCAAAUAAUGAUUCUUGUCUUUGCACUCAGAUGACCACAGGAUGCAAUAAUAAGAGAGAGAGGCUUCACAAGGAUAUUCUCGGCUUGGACCAUUUGGCCCUGGUCAGAUGGCAGUUGGGUGACUUUAUAAACAGGAUCCAGAUUAAGUUAGUCAUGAUUUGGUCCCAUUGAUUUAACUUAGUCCUAUUGAAAUUGUUUUAUGUUGAUGUUACUUAGCCAUGGCUAACGUAAUCUGGAUCCUGCCCAGUGUCCGUCAUAGAUCAGCCUUUUUCUGCACUCUGCCUCUGUAGUGGCUUUUUGCUAGUAAGAGGAAGUAGAUACGUGCAGCAGAACCACAAAGCAGCCCCUAUUCUUCCAACCAGUUCCUUUGCCUCAAGAGAGGAAGCUGACUGGGAGAUUCUGCUGUUCUGCUCAGUGGUCCUUCCCGUAAUGCACACCAGCCACAUCUCAUUGGCAGCCAAAUGUGUGGCUGUAGGUGCAACAUCUAACCUUUGUUAGAUAGUGUGUUCUGCUGUGAAGACCUUGGUAGGUGGGAUGCUGCCUCCUGUGCACUAGGACUGGGCUAGUGCCUGCUAGCCUAGGCAGAAGCAUGGGUUUGGAGAACUUGGGACCGGGCAGUGUAUUUCUUGCCAGCUACUUUUUAAAGUACCUGCAUUGUUCUCCUGUGGUAUUUUGGGGAAAGCAGAAUAGAAAGGAGGGAGAAUUCUCUGAGGGCUCACAAUGCUGCUUAGGAGAACUGGGGCAGGGAGAAGUUCAUCAGCUGCUCUUUCUCUUGCUAAGGGAGAAGUGGCCCCUGCCACUGCCAAAGAUGAUGACAAAACCCAGGGGACAUAUUUAUUAAGAGAGCUCAUAGGGCAGCUCCAAAGGAUUUCAAGGAUGUGCUCUUUGUUGGGGGACAAACACUAGUAGUCAUCCAGAACCCAGCUCCAAAGGGAGCCACAACCUCCAGCAAUCAUGACUUACCUGUCAUUGCCAGCUGUCUCCCUGCCCAGCAACCAUUAAUGUCACAAUGGGCUUUUUCAGGGCCAAUGGUUGCCAACCCUAAGUGUAGGCAUUUUGAGAUUGCCAGAAAAAACACCUUCCAUCCCCCCCGCACCCCCCCAUGUGGCUCUUCAUAUUGCCUGAGGUAUUCAGAGAGAGGCACUGCCCCCACCAGCAUGCAGUAGCCGGUCUCAUUCAUGUAUCACAGCAGUUGUGCCCCUUGAGUUGUUUAGAAGGGGCUCGGAAAAUGUGCUUUCUCCACAAUUCCUGCACUAGUUCUUCCUGGGUAUGUGUUCUCACUUUGAGGCAUAAUAGGGCCUGAAGUGCUCUUCUUGAUGACAAAUAGCCAUAAAAAAAAACAAAAAACCCAAGAGACUGGCAACCUACUCAAACUAUUCCACAUGAAUAGUUGCUCAGUUUUCCUUCCCCACAGACCCCUCCUAGGCCACCUUCCCAUUUACACAAGUAUUCCAGAGAAGACGUGUACCAGGAUUUUAAAGGUGUCAGUCAAACAUAUUUCAGUUUUGUUUAUUCUUUUAAUAUGAAUUUCAUUUUCUGUGGAACCAGCCAAGCAGUCUGGCACUUGAGUGCCUUUCUGGGUUGAGAUAAAUUUUGCACUUGCCCUUCAAAAAAUAAAAUUAAAUCUAUACACUGA
This is a messenger RNA of Hemicordylus capensis (graceful crag lizard), 3743 nucleotides long. RefSeq names its product angio associated migratory cell protein (gene AAMP). Gene Ontology annotation, cellular component: cytosol. Lineage: Eukaryota; Metazoa; Chordata; Lepidosauria; Squamata; Cordylidae. The transcript has 11 exons. Gene Ontology annotation, molecular function: protein binding. The record is from RefSeq and is a predicted model, not a curated record. The coding region runs from base 104 to 1405 and encodes 433 amino acids.